AUGGCGCUAGCUGCGCAGCAUUUGUGCACCGCCGCCGUCAGUGUCAGCCAGUUUGCCGUGGCAUACGGAGCUCCAUCGCAGUCUUUAACACUGGUAGCAUGCCGCGACAUCGUGGACGAGAAACCAAAAGUGGGUUACGCCAUAUAUGGCAUACCAGACGAAGAACCAAAGUGUGAUUACGCCCACACGGGUUAUAGUGAGAGCAAGUACAAAACCGUGAAAGCUGUCGUCGACUUCAUCAGCUAUGUAAACAAGAAGACGAAAGAGAAAGAUGAGCUUCAUAUGGCCAUUAUAUUUGUCUUCGUGGAACACGAGGAGCAGGAUUACUUGACACAAAAUGAAUUACCAGAAGGAAAAUUUUGCUGGUCUCUCAAAGGAAUAUUCAGUUCUGACUCCAACGACAAAGUUCAGCUUGGAUGGGGAAUUACGCCUGCAGAACAUCCUGGCCGGAAGGCAGCCAAGUCGUGGUUUUAUAUGGCGGGCAACGUGUUCGGUGCGGCGGCUGGGGCGGCAGCUAGUCGAGCAGCAACUCUGGCGAUGAAUGGCAGGGUGAUGAGCAAGACAGGAGAAAUAGUGCGCAAAACUCUCGAAGUCACCUCAGCGGUUGUCAACGCCACUGGUGCUGGUAUCGGGGCCACCAGCCGCGGUGAACGUGUAAAGAAGGGGAAGGCAACACCUCUAGAAGUGUUCCAGUUCAGUGCCUCACUGCUGUUUUUAGCUCACGCCACUGUCAGUUUCCAGACAGCUUCAAAAAUAAUCGAGGACAUACAGAAAGGAGUAAUCGACAAUUUUGAGAGGAAUCUGAGAAGCAAUAGGCACAGGAAACAGUUGAAGUUGGGAAAGAACAUCGCAGGUACUGGUGAGGACCUGGUGGACGGUAAUGAAAGAGUUAUUAGGGGCAUCCGCAGCAUUGAUAACAAGGAUGAUUUCUUAGCUGGAAUGGUCAGAGCAAGGGAAGACUUUGGCGGCCACAACGCUGUUUUUUCUGAAAAUGGAAACAUUGUCGUGAAUGGUGGUGCAGAGGUAAACAUCGCUGGCGUUCACUUCAGCCACGAAGCAGCAUUGCAGGCAAUGGCUUCCGGGUGGAGCAGGGAUCCAACUGAAGAUCAGCAGCGAUAUUACGAACUGUUGGAGGACGUCUAUGCAUAUGAAACAAACACCAGCAGGGGACUGCUGAUACUGCGCAGAAAAGUGGGUUACGCCAUGUAUGGUGUACCAGACGAAGACUCGAACUGUGAUAACGCCCACACUGGAUAUAGUGAGAGGAAGUACAAAAACAUAAAGGCUGUUGUCGACUUAAUAAUGAAAGUAAACAAGGACAAGACGAAAGAGAGAGAUCAGCUUGAUAUGGCCAUUAUAUUUGUUUUCGUGGAACACGAGAAGCAGCUGCUGCAGUUUCCUGUAUUUAGAAUACUGCUAACGGACAUCAAGUGGAAAUUCGUAGAUAAGAACUGCCGCGUUUAUUGCACAUGGAAGGCGUUCUUGAAUUGUAAUGAACUACCGGAAGGAAAAUUUUGCUGGCCCCUCAACGGCAUCUACAGUGGUGACUCCGAAGACAAAGUAGUGCUUGGAUGGGGCGUAACACCUGCAGCACAACGCGGCAAGAAGGUUGUUGACAAAGUGAUGGAUGUGACGGCAGUUAUUGCGACUGGUGCGUUUCUCGUCAGUAUGUUCACCCCUCUGGGUCCAAUUAUGGCAGCAGCUUCUGGUGCUGCUGCUGUUAGCGGCGCGUACUCUGCACUAACCAGUAUUGCGACUCUGGUCGACCGAGGUGUUCGCGGCCAGUCAGUCAAUCCUUUCCGUGAUACUCAGGCGUUAAAAUCCUGGAUGUCGGUGACGGGCAGCGUGGUCGGCGUAGCAGCCGGAGCAGCCACGAUCCGAGCAGGAGUUCUGGCGAGCAAGGGCCAGGUGUUAAGUAGAAUGGCCGAAGUAACUCGCAAAGCCCUUACUGUGACGUCAGCUGCCGCUGCAGCCACAGGUGCUGCUAUCGGUACCUCCAGCACUGACGAAUGCGUCACGGAGAGGGAGCCAACAGCUCUAGAUGUGUUACAGUUCAGUGCUUCGGUGCUGUUUCUGGCUCACGCAACAAUAAGUAACCACACAGUUUCGCAGGUGAUUAAUGAAAUUCAGAAUGGAGUAACGGAGAAUUUCGAGAACAGUCUGAGAAGCAACAGACACACGAAACAGUUCAAGAAAUCUGCGAGGAACGCAGCAGCUACUGCUGACAAUGCGGUGGGCAGUAAUGCAAAAGUUAUUAAGGGCUUCCGCAGCAUUGAUAACAAGGAAGAUUUCUUUGCUGGCACUGUGAGAACGAGGAAAGACUUCGGUGGCAACAAAGCCAUUUUUUCUGAAAAUGGAAACAUUGUCGUGAACGGUGGUGCAGAAGUACAUCCAAUGCAGCUGUGUGAGGUGAGAAAAGACAAGAGGAGGAAUCUCCUCUCACUGGCCGAACAAGCAUUCCAGGGCAAAGUAUCCGAAGCCAUUUUCAGAAGUCGUCUUGACACACUGCUCAGCACCAACACUGUGAGCUCGUCUGGACCAAACACGUCUCAGGACAGUGAUGCAGCAGAGGCAGUGAAUAUACUGGUUUCACAGGUGCAGCAGGAAGUAAAAGGGAUAACCAUAGGCAGAGAUGAGGUAAUGUUUAUGCUGACAGUUGUGGAUGAACUCACUGUUUUGGUGUGCUCGAAGAGAGACAAUAAAUACAGGAAAUGGUGGCGCCUUAUUUGGCACCAUGCGAAUAUUAUUGUUCAGGAAAUGUGCGAUACAUAUGAUGAAGCUCUACAUCUUGAAAAUCCGAGACACAACUUUGUAGAUAAACGCAGUUUCAAUAUGAUAAACGGUAUACAAAUGACAAAUGUCUUCAUGCAUUUUGUUUGUAGUAUUUAUAAGAAGUAUAAAGAUCACAUUGAGGAACUUUUAAAUGAUACAGAGAUACUGAAGACAAAUUACAUAUUUUGUGGAAGAUGUAAAAACGCCGUGUGA
Molecule: messenger RNA, 2985 nt
Organism: Schistocerca cancellata (South American locust)
Lineage: Eukaryota; Metazoa; Arthropoda; Insecta; Orthoptera; Acrididae
Exons: 7
Coding region: 1-2985 (994 amino acids)
Source: RefSeq, a predicted model, not a curated record